AUGGCCGACGACCCGUCGGCCCUCCUCGCGGAGGAGCGGGCCUACUCCUCCCGGCUGGCGCAGAAGGUCCAGGAGCAAGCCGCAGAGCUGAAGCGCCAGGCAGACGAGCUCGAGUGGGCGGCGGAGCAGAGGGAGGUGGCCAACGAGCGGCUGCAGGAGGUGGACCCGCUGUUCUUCGACAAGGGAUGGGGCGCGUGGUUGCGUGUGCAGCUGAGGGGGAAUGCGGGCAGGCGGGCGGUCAGCCCCGUGCGGGACCUGCUGAAGCCGAGGACAAACCCUUCGCACAUCGUGUCGGCGCUGGCGCAGCACAGGAGCGCGCUUUCGGAGGCGUCGGACCGGAUCAACAAGAAAGGCUACAGGUGCAGGAGAGAACCUGCAACUUAG
Molecule: messenger RNA, 384 nt
Organism: Ostreobium quekettii
Lineage: Eukaryota; Viridiplantae; Chlorophyta; Ulvophyceae; Bryopsidales; Ostreobiaceae
Source: the annotation of a GenBank genome assembly